Messenger RNA from Salarias fasciatus (jewelled blenny), 2046 nucleotides. RefSeq names its product matrix Gla protein (gene mgp). The record is from RefSeq and is a predicted model, not a curated record. The transcript has 5 exons. Lineage: Eukaryota; Metazoa; Chordata; Actinopteri; Blenniiformes; Blenniidae. Gene Ontology annotation, cellular component: extracellular region. Gene Ontology annotation, molecular function: calcium ion binding. Bases 129 to 476 code for a protein of 115 amino acids.
GGGCAGAAAGAUGAGUAUAAAAGCUUUGCCGUAAAGUAUUAGGAAAUAUUCCCUGGUGAGGAAAUACUGAGAGAUAUUACCAAAACUUCCAUCUAACUUUCACGACAGGCAGAUAAACAAGCCGCAGGAUGAGGAGCCUCCUCAGGUGUCUGGCACUCUGUGCCGCCGUAUCGCUCUGCGUCUGCUACGAGUCUCAUGAAAGCGCAGAAUCCGUUGAAGAUUUGUUUGUGCCUCCAAAUCGAGCCAACUCCUUCAUCACGCCGCAGCAGAGAGUCAACGUGUACAACCCGCCCAGAGGGUCCGGCCUCAGCUCCUACCACCUGGCGAGGACAAUAAAGUCCCCCGCCGAGCGGCGCGCAGAGACCUGCGAGGACUACUCCCCCUGCCGCUUCUACGCCUACCGCCACGGCUACCAGCAGGCCUACCAGAGAUACUUCGGAGCCCGGAACCAGCCGACUCUGGCCCGUCGAUAUUAACGCCUCCAAGUCCAAAGCUAAAAUCUCCCAGGAGCCCGUUUGCAUCCCCAUGUUGGGCCCAGUUCUUGUGUAAUCUCAGGAGGACUUCUAUCUGCUAUCGUCACACCUUUCCAGAUCAUUCUAAGCUUUGAAUGAAGCGUUUGGCCGCUUCUCCACUAACCGUCUCCUCUCCUCUCGCUGCUGUCAGUGAUUAUCUCCACUGCUUUGAGAAAUAAUAAAACAGAGGAAAACUCACAUUACUGGCUUUGGUCUUAAUCCUGUUAUUUGCUCCGUGGGUUUGUGCAAACAUUUGCAUGAUGAUGCUUUUUGAGUUAUUUUUUUUGGGGGGGGGGAGGGGGGAAACUGCUCAGAGUGAAAUCUUGCGCACAGCCAUGUGUAUUUUAAAGGCAGUAAAAAUAAUGACUUUGUGUUUGUUGUUGCAGCGCAGGAAGGAUUCAUCAAGCCGCGGGAUAAAUCCACGUUUGUGAAAAGAUUGACAGUUCUGCUGCAGCGAUGGGGGAGUUUUAUGUAUUUUAAUGCCUUUCAAAUAUACAGUUGGUGGUAUUUUCACCCGUUAAUGUACAUUUUAUCUGAUGUAUUCUCAUAUUGUCAUAUUGCCUUCAUUUUUAUUAGUGUGUGUUUGAAAAUGGCUUCUGUAAUAUCCUCAUAUUUUGACACGAGCGUGUUGCUUCAUGCCGUUUUGUUUAUUAUCUCACUCCUUUGUUGAAUUAUUAAUGUGAAUAGCUCUCAUGCUUCUUUCAAAACAGCGGUGUAGCGGCGAGCACUUUGUUUCAGACUGAAAAUAUUCCCAGUUUGAAUCCGGCUGAGGUGGAAAGAAUUCCUAUUUGAAUGUUUGUCAUGUGUGUUCAUGUGUUUUCUGACUUUACAGUACCAGUCGAUGUAAAAUUGUAAAAAAUAAUCUCAGCUAAUAGAAAGUAUCAAAACGCACAUCUCAGUUCCAAACAUGGUGUUGUUGCCGUUCAUCAUCAGGUUUCAGUCUUCAACACGGUGAUCUGGAGCUCCAGCAUGUGAGCAAAGCCACAACCGAAGCAUUGAUAUUCCAGCAUCGAUCCAAAAACAGACAUAAGUGGUAUCGAUCAGCCGUCACUGAGCAGCAGAACAUUUCUCACUCAUCCAGCUGCAGCAGCAGAAACAGAGUCCGAUGAACCGUCCUGAGUGUUUCAGCCCAUUAAUAAUCAGUUUUAUUGGUUUGAGGGAUUUAAUUAUCAGCGUUUAUGUUUCGUGUGAGUUACACACAUCUAAUAAAAGCCUCUUCGUUUAAUGAAUGCAACAGCGUUUAGCUGUAGUUAGAACUAUUGUUGCCUUGCAGAACCCGACAAGAUGAUCUGAUUGAUUUUAAACCUCCAUCAACUUUAUUCCCUCUUACCUUGAAAACCAUUAAUACAUGACCUGUUUUGUUUAAUUGCAUUUUGAAAUGUUUUGAGUGCAGUCUUUACUUUUCUCUGUUUUCUUGCUGUGCAUUAUUUGUCUAUGACAUUGUGUACUUUGCAGCAAUAGUUCUCAAAAGCUAUGUUUUUGGAGUGUGGCUCCAUCAGAGAGCAAAGCAUUAAACUCUUAUUUUAGGGAACCA